GACAGUAAAGAUUUAAAGUGCACUAUAUUCAAUUUUCUACAGUCCUCACUCCCUGAAUGAAAGAUGAAAAUUUUUAACAAAUUAUUUUUUAAAUUUUAUAACAAUACUGAUGGUUCAGUUAAUUACACACAGUAAUAAGAACUAACAAAGAAUGUACUCAGGUUACUUUUUUAUCAAAUCUUAAAUUUAACUCUACAGCCCUCACUUGAAAGAAUGAAAACCUUCAACUAAGUAUUAAAAUGAUUUUUAAAAUGUUCACUAUCCUGCAAACACAUCACUGACUAAUAAAAACUAAAAUAAAAACCUGACUAAUUAUUUAUGAUCCCAAUCCACAAUAAAUUAUAAUAAACAAAAUUAAAUUUAUUUAUAACAGUAUGUAACCAUUAAACAAAGGUUACUUUUCUUUCUCUAGCCAUUCAGACACAUUUUUAUCAAUUCUACACUUAAAGAAAGCACAAUUCUACUUUUCGGCUUGGAAAUUAUUAUAUCUGUUAUAAAUUGUAUUAAUUUAUUCAAUAGACUCAUGAAUUCAUUAAGAAUUGUGGAUGCAUAUAAGUAAAAGAAUUCUAUAACAAUGAAAUAUAAAGCAAUUGUUAGUAUGAAAUAAAUAACUAUUUUUCAUAAAUUAAAUCUUGAAUGUAAUGUGUUCAAUAUUCCCCACACAAAGUUAUGAGUUUCAAUUUGUAGGCUUCAACCUGACAGGCUCUGACUAAUACCUUUUCAACAUUACAUCAGGCAUGUGGUAAUUUAGAAUUGAAAAUAAACAGAAAAGAGCUUUGUUCAAAUAUGAAUUUUCUUUUAUGAAAGUAUACACACUCUUUUAAUAAAAUCAAUUAUUAACUACAUCAAAUUUUGGGGUGGGAGGGACCAAUGCAUUUGUCUGAAGAAUAUUAGAGAAAAAUUAGAAAGCUAACUAAAGUUUUAAAAGGAAUAACUGUCAAAAUAUUACUUACCAAGUAAACUUCUUUAAGGCCAGCAUCUUAGUUUAGAUUCUUCAACACAUGAGAAAUUUUCUUUUAUAACAUAAGAUGAAAACUUGGUCUAUUUCUACGCGCUUUAAAAGUAACAAAUCACUAAGAUUCAAUGGCUCAUUGUGAAUAAGUUCAUUCCAGCUAUGAGUUGUGAGAGGAGCACUUCGAUACGCCAACCAUAUUGCUAUGAAGGAGGACGCGGGACAGUCUUCCAAAACUUGUAGCUACUACGUCACGAGCUCACAGCUGAACUUUUCGUAAACACAGCUUACCAUCUACAGCUGAUGUUUAUUUUCUAAAAAUGUAGCCAAUAAUGUUACAGAACGUGGAUACCAAAUUCAAUUCAUGGCAUGUCUUUAAAUUAUUUUCCAUAUCUCAUUCCAAUACCGGCGGCAUUAAUAGGUAACUGUUAUAAAAUGAAGGCGAUAUUUGUAAUUGUAUUUUUUGUAUACUAUAUCGGUUUGAUUCGGUGUCAAGAAAUUGAUCAUAGAGAAUUGAAGUGUUUAGUAUGUCAGAGGUUGGUCGAGUUAAUGGAACAAGACAUUGAUAAAGUGGAUCCAAAGAAAAAAGUAGAUGUAGGUUCCUUUAGGAUAGAUCAUAAAGGUGACCAGAAAAAUAAAGUUGUGGAGUAUCGUCGUUCUGAAGUAUAUCUUACUGAAUUAAUGGAACAAAUCUGUAACAAAAUGGAAGACCACGUGAGAGGAAGAAUGAAGACUGACGGUAGACUUGUAAUUUUUCCUCUAGUGUCCGAAAGCGGUAAAAUGAAUCCAAUCAUGAGUGAGGUCGACGUUGUUCAAGAUUCUGAUCUGAAUAAAAGUUUGAAAUUUUAUUGUGAGGCGAUUUUAGAAGAAAAUGAUGAAGCCUUCAUCAAAGCUUUCUCAGUACCAAACAGCACUGUCGAUAUUAAAAUUUGUUCAGAAGAGGCCAAACUAUGUAAUCAUACUUUAGAGGACGAUUACGAAUUUGAAACACAUGGAGAACUAUAAGUUAUACAUUAUUACUUAUAAAUUUGUUAAAUGUACAAAGACAAUUUGAAAUCUGUGAUCAUUUAUUAAUAUUUAAAAACAUUAAUGAUCUGUUUAUGUUACUUUUUUAUUUGUAAUUUUUUUGAAAAAUAAAUUUAUAUGAUGUCUUCC
Molecule: messenger RNA, 2107 nt
Organism: Nezara viridula (southern green stink bug)
Lineage: Eukaryota; Metazoa; Arthropoda; Insecta; Hemiptera; Pentatomidae
Source: the annotation of a GenBank genome assembly